CUGUCAUUUCCGAACAGCACAGUGCUAGAGUAAAUUCAGUGUGAAAAAGGAAGGAGUUGCAGUGUGUUAGGUUUCUUCCUUCGGAGCCUGCAUUAUCACAGGAGAAGGAUUUCGGAGGAUUUUUAAAACACAGUUUGAAAUGGAACACUCGAAGAAUGAGCUUUAUAAGGCCAACUGAUAUCUGACUGCUAAAAAUACUUGAAGAUUUUUUCAAAAUGAGCAUUGUUAUGAAGCCAAGAUCCCGAUCUACCAGCUCCUUAAGGACUGCCGAUGCAAUGUGUUUCGAUGUAGACAAUGGCACAUCAUCGGGACGAAGUCCCUUGGAUCCCAUGACAAGCCCAGGAUCAGGGCUAAUUCUUCAGGCAAACUUUGUCCAUAGUCAACGUAGGGAGUCUUUCCUUUACCGAUCAGACAGUGACUAUGACCUUUCUCCAAAGUCCAUGUCCAGGAACUCCUCCAUUGCCAGUGACAUACAUGGAGAUGACUUGAUUGUGACACCAUUUGCUCAGGUGCUGGCCAGCCUGCGUACUGUACGGAAUAACUUUGCUGCAUUAACCAAUUUACAGGAUCGGGCACCCAGCAAACGGUCACCAAUGUGUAACCAACCAUCUAUUAACAAAGCAACUAUAACAGACAGAAAGGGGCCACAGCAGCCUGCAUUACCCUUGCUGAAUGACCGUGGCAUGGAGCUAGCCCUCUUCGGCUUGUGUGAUUCUGGCAAAAAGCUCGCUCCUGUGCCUAUGCCAAAAAACGAUGGGUUUUUGACUAUCCAGACUGGGAAUAAUUACAUGGUGCGGCCCAGAGGGCUGGGCUUUUACCCUGCUGAUGCCUGUGGCUCUGCUAAACAACAGCAGAGUUGCAGUGACCUGAUCUUAUCUGCGGAGCGCCUUUUUCACAGCUUUGGUGGGGGCAGCAUCGAAAGUGAUGAGAUCCAUUUUGACUUGCACCUUAACGAAUGCCAGAGGGCUUCAAGGAGCCUGUCUGCAAACUCAGACAGCUAG
Tinamus guttatus (white-throated tinamou) is the source of this 1001-nucleotide messenger RNA. The record is from RefSeq and is a predicted model, not a curated record. NCBI's taxonomy places the organism in Eukaryota, Metazoa, Chordata, Aves, Tinamiformes, Tinamidae.